This is a messenger RNA of Pocillopora meandrina, 7273 nucleotides long. The record is from the annotation of a GenBank genome assembly. NCBI's taxonomy places the organism in Eukaryota, Metazoa, Cnidaria, Anthozoa, Scleractinia, Pocilloporidae.
GUCACUCGCGAGGCGUUGUAUUAUGUCCGCCAUUUUGGUGGAAUAUUGUAUGAAAUUUAGAGUUUGAGACUGAACUCCAGCUGCUCUACCUCACUUUACAAACACUAUUUGAAACAUCGAAAUGUCCGUUAGACGCCAGUUAAAGAACGUGGUGAACAACUACUCGAACGCCGAAGUAAAAGUUCGCGAAGCUACUUCGAACGAUCCUUGGGGACCAUCAAGUUCUGUGAUGACUGAGAUUGCCGAUGCCACUUACAACGUGGUUGCCUUUUCAGAGAUAAUGGGGAUGAUUUGGAAAAGACUCAACGACCAUGGAAAAAACUGGAGGCACGUGUACAAGUCAUUGGUUGUUUUGGAUUACAUUAUUAAGACUGGCACUGAAAGAGUAGCUCAGCAAUGCCGAGAGAACUUGUACGCAAUUCAAACUUUAAAAGAUUUUCAGUUCAUCGAUAAAGACGGUAAAGAUCAGGGAAUGAACGUACGUGAAAAGGCUAAACAGCUUGUUGCAUUAUUGAAAGACGAAGAUCGGCUGAAGAGUGAGAGGGCUCGAGCAUUAAAAGCAAAGGAGAGAUUCGCACAAGCCAGUUCUGGCAUCGGCAGCGAUUCGGUGAAAGCCGGCAACUUACGAGACUCGGGAAGCACAUCUGAUCUGCGUCUUGGUGCCCCAGCAGCACCAGCAACUGGUGUACCAACUAGCCGCUCGUGGGAACCUGCCAGGAAAGUCCUAGGCAGCGAUAUGGAAACCUGCCGUCCGUCGAAUGCCAACGAGGAAGAAUUACAGUUGCAAUUAGCGUUGGCACUAAGCAAGCAAGAGGCAGAAGAGAAAGAAAAACUGAAUGAGAGGGAUGAUCAACGGCUACAGAUGGCCAUUAGCCAAAGUCAACAAAUUUCUUCACCUCAAGAACCAUUGCCACUGGAUGUUGGAAGCAAUGGUGUUCAAGUUUCCCAGGAUACGUUUGACCCUUGGGGUUCUACACCAUCAGGGGUUGCAAGUUCCCCCAUGUCACAACCGUCCAUAUCACAACCUUCCAUUCCACAACCUGAUCCCUGGCUAGGUGGCACCAAUUCAGUUGCCACUGCUCCUACCAAUCCUUGGGGAGACAACAGUGCAUCUUAUCACUUACCAAUAAACUCAUCACAGAAUCUUUUUGGAGCUUCAAACAACGCACCUGUUGUGGCAGCUAUGGCUGGAGGAACAGAUCCCUGGGGAGCAGCCCCUAUACAAAGUAAUUCAGCUACAGCACCUCCCCUGAGUGACCCAUGGAGUGGAAGAGACAUUUUUCCCGCAGAAGUGGCACCACAACCUCAAGGGCCAUGGGAAACUUUGCAGCCUGAGGGUUCCAAUGCUUUCAACCAGAGUGCUACUGGCAGUGAAAUUUCAAGUCAGCCACCUUUGGUUCCAUUUAACCUUGAAAAUAAAGAUGAAGUAUUAAUGAAGUCAACAGGUGGCCAGGAAUUCCUGGAUAACAGGGUUUCUAAUUUGGUGAACUUAGAUUUGCUUACUCAAAAACCUGACCCUGUUGCCAAUCCUUUCUUGUCCAGCAAACCAGCAUCAUCCAGAUCAACUAAUCCAUUUGUACAAGAUAAGCCUCAAGCACCAACACUGAAUCAGCUUCGUGAGCAGCCAGUUGUAGUACCAAACAGCAUGCAGAGUAUGAGUGGAGGAGUGUUACUACCCUCACCUCUAAUUCCAGAUUCUACCUCUAGACCCCAGCAAACAGUUCAAAGUAAUCCCUUCCUGUGAGGAAGCAAGUGAUCAACUUAGUCAAGAAGAAAGGUAUGUUUAAUUUGUUGUUUCAACAGAAUUGCUUAUUGCCUUGAACAUAUGAUAUUGCUAAUCAGGUGAUGGGGUUCCCUUCUGUGGAAAUUAUCUUUUAAAAGGUUUUUCCCCUGAAGUGCACUUGAGGUUACGAGAGAAGGAAAUGAAAAAUAAGUAAAAAGUCAUUUACACCCUGCUUACUAUGCUAAGGUUUUGUUUUUGGUCACUCAAAGAAAACAGAGGUGGCAGAACAAAAACUAGUCACAAAGUUUGAGUGUUCAAACCACCUGUUGAAAUUCAAUUGGUCAGUUAUUUAAACUUUUGUCUAACAAAAAUGUGUUCUAAGCCAUCUUCAAUUUAGCAGAACUUUAUCUGAACAUUUAUUUUCAUUUACAGUGUUAAGUGGGCCAAAAGCUUAUUGUGGAAGGACAUUUAUUUUAUUAUAUCAACCCUCUUAAAGAGAAUCCCUGAGGCCCACUACUUGGGUAAAGCUACUGUAUGGUUUGGGUUAGACCUUGUGUUAAUAACCAGCCCAAUGAGUUUUCUAGAGCUUCCCCUUUGGAUAGUUUGCUAAUAACCAAAUUGAUCCACCCCAAAUGGAAGGAACCUGUUACAUAUUGCAUCUUGCAUCAAAAUCAAGAGUCUAAUUUAAGGACUGUAUUUACUCGUGUCUAAGUCGACCUUUUAAGACUAAAAACUCAGCCCAAAAAAUCACCCAUGACUUAUACACAAGUCAUACACAAAGACCUGGUCUAAAGCAAUCCAAGAAAUUAGCAUAACAAUUGCCUGAAGUCUGUAAAGGAAACCAAGUUUACAAAACCAGUUCUAAUUGUGUUUGAGUUUCGUCAGUUUUCAGUGCAUUCUUCAUCAACAAAAAGCUUGAAAUAAUAAAUUUUAAGAGGCUUAAACACAAAGCUACUGAAGCUGAUGUCUAUUUUGUCUCUAAUCUGUAGAGCAGACAUUUCACUUACAGCUUUGCUGCUGUUUGCGGUGCUGAAUUGAAUGAUUUCAGUAGCUUAGUGACCUGGCAAAUGGUGUUGUCUUACAAAGUCUUGUUUUUUACCAGCAAUCUUUCAAAGCUCCUCAGUGUUCCUUCGGUCCACUAAAUCUCCUUUCAAACUUAACAUUAAGUUUAGUUAAACGCAAGAUGAUUUUAUUUUCAAUGUGAUUCAAAAAAUAUGGUAAAAUACUUCUCUGGUAAAUGGAAGUGCUAGUGUAUGCUUAACUGGUGGUGAUAUAAACAAGUGCUGAUAAACUCUACAGCACAUGGUUACAUUUUGUUUUGCAGUUUUUUUUUUUAAUUCACUGUGUUAUCAAUACAUUCUCAAAAAUAGGAGAUUAACUUUUUGGGAAAUUUUUAUUGGUAUUCAUUUUACUUCUUUAACCAUAAAUGAUGAAGAAUAUGAUUUUUGACCUUGAAAAUGAGGGGUGGACUUAUACAUGAGUUCGACUUGUACACAAGUAAAUACAGUAUAUACAUUUCUGUUGAUGCCAGUAAAGUAAGAAAUGCCUAGGUAGCUACAGUAUUUAAUCUAGAAAGGCCUCAAAAGAAUUAAAUAUUAAAUUUUUUAUAAAUACUUGUAUUGAAAAAACAGAACAUACUGGAAACAACCAGUGUCUUCCAUUUCCAUUUUCUUGACCAUAUACUUGACAAAAUCUUUUAAUCAUCAUGGCCAAUGUUACUAACAGAACAACAUGCUUCUCCUUUUCACAAGCUGUUGUGUGUGUUGUUGCAACAUUUUUCACACUGAUUUUGGUCAAUUUAGUGUCCUUUGUGUCCUAAUGGUCCUCAGCCACUAAUAAUUUUUAUUUGCUGUUCUGUUCAAAAGUAAGUAGCACUGCCAAUUUUAGCGAGCCUUCUGAAAUGCUUAGAGAACUUGUUUCCAAUUGUCUCACUAAAAUUAAACAAAUAGUUCACUGAUUAAACUAUAAUUAGAGAAUCAUAUGGUGGAUGUAAAGAACUAAUUAUCAAUACUUUCAAAAUUGUUUCUACUACAACAUUUAUUUAGUAUAUUGAAUCUAUGCCCAAAUGCAUUUCUAGAGUAAUUGCCAGGAGAGAAGGGUGCAUCAGGUGUUGAACUUUGCCUCCCUUAAAAAAACACAACACUUUUCAAAGACAAGAAUAGUGUCUUCAACUGAAAAGUCCAAUAAUAGUGACUAAAAUGAUGCAGCGGGUUUCACGAAGGAGUAUAUACAAACAUUGUUUGCAUACAAUAUUUCCUAUGUGUAGUUCACUGAAGAUUAUUCACAAUUAUCGACACUCUUGUCGAUCUUUCCAUUUGAUUCUUUGUUUAAUGAAAGAUACAAUGUAAUUCUAAACUUUCAUAUUCUUGAGGUGUUAAAAAACAAUGUCAAAGGUAAGCAUUAAGCAACUGAUAUGUACUUGCUAACUCAACAUUUCUGAACAAUCUCCCAGCAUUCCUCUUAAAUACACUCCCAGACACAUUUGUUGGUGUUCUCAAUGUUUACCUGCAAGGUCACUUAGAAACAGUGGGGGUAAACAACAUUGAAAGGGGGAGAAGGGUGAAAGAACAUCAUGGAUGUUACUUUGGAGAAGUUCUCUAACCACAGUGGUUCUAUCUGGGAGUGUAGAUUGAUUAGCAAUAACUGUCCUAGCCAGCCAUUGUAUUUUCCAACUCUGUUUUGUGUCUCCUAUUUACUAUUAAGUUCAGCUUGUGCUCUAUAUCGAGGCAGCUUCCUUUCCUUAACCCCCUACACCCUAAGAUCAGCAUGCAUAUUCUCCUUACUGAGAUUAACAAUCCAGAUCCUCUUUUGUUGGUGAUUAUUUCCUUUUUUCUUGUGACCUUAACUGUGUGUUCUUAUGUGGUAUUGUAAGGAGAAAUUUGAUGCUUGUUACUCUUAAGGUAUAAACAGUUAAAACAAUACUUUAGGGAAGAUUUUGGUAGGUGGCUGCUCAACUUGUUAACAGCCUGAAACAAUACUCUGUUGUAAUGUGGAUGAACUUUUUAAACAACUGGCAAUAUGAAAUGGAAUAGGCUCUGGACCUUCUUUAAUUGCUGCAGCAAAGAUACUUUUCCUGCUGCCUAACAUUUCAAUCAUUAAAUUGUGUAUUUUGCUUGCACCAAUCAGAUUGCACUUCAGUAUGUUGUUAGCAUUGAUAAGAUUGCACCUGCUAUUUUGCUGGCAUUAAUCAAAUUACACCAGGUAUAUUGCUUUCACCAAUUAGAUGGAAUUUAACUUUGUGUUUCACUGAAAUUUUAUAUAACAUUCAUCUUGUUCACAACGUUGUGCCUUAAUUUAAUUCUGGAAGCUACAAGAUAAGUGUGUCCAAGAUAUGUCAUGUCAACUCUAAUGUGUCCUUUACAUGUUUUGCCAUAUAAAUUAGACUGCAACACUUGAGGAUACAGUAUUGUGGGACAGGAUUUAUGCCUCUUUCUUAGACAAACUUGUAAUCUUCCCUUUUUCUUUUUUGCAACAUAAUGGCAAAAUGAUGUUUCAGUAGGAGUGUUCUUUGUCCAACUAGACCCUGUGAGCAGGGUAACUGGGAUACCUGGAUGGUACUGGAUCCUUGGGAUCAAUUGUAGUGAUACUAAGGGUGUUAGACUAAUACUGUAAAACAAGAAAGCAAGUGACAUGGCUACACACUGUGUACCAGCACUUAACCCAAACAUUGCCACAUUGUCAUGACUGUAAGGAACUUGAAUUGUUUUAGUAGAAUUGAUAAUAGGACCAGGGUUUUUUCUAUAUCCUCAGAAAGAUUAGACUUAAAAUGAUUUAUCCUGUGAUUCAGAUUUUUAUAAACGUUUGGUACUGAAUUAGACCUCCAUGCAUUCAACUGCUUUGGCUUUGGACUGUUUAUUACAUGUGGGUAUUGGUUUUGCAUUUUCAGUAUCCUGUAUUUGUUAGACUUUGGAUAUUUUCUCCUGGCUGCAGAAGAGGGAUAUUUCAUUGUUCCUUUAUUUUCACAACUGAUUCCAUGUGCAUAUAUUUUUUCACAAGCUUAAUUUUCUGAUGUAGGUUUGUAGUAAAUGUCUUACUCUCCUGGAUUUCUGCAAAAUACGUGUAAUUCUUUUCUUUGGUAUUCUGCUGGGCUCACAAUCCUGAACAUGAAUACCAUAUGUACGAGGGCAACUAAAAUAAACAAAUUUGUCAUAUCGAGAUCUACAGUUACAGACUGUAUUUAUUGAAAAUGCUUCAUCAUUGCUAUUAUUAAGCUUAUUAUCAUAUACAAUAACAGAUAACUGAGCAGCUUUCUUAAAUAUGUUACAUUCAUCAAAGCUAUUCACAGCAGCUUUUGCUGAAGACAUCAACAACUUCAUGUAGAAAUCAGCCCACAAGACAAAUGUGUAAACAAUAGAUAACAUAACAAGAUACACAAAAAUCACAGGAUUUUGGAUCAUGUAUUUAUUAAAAAAGAAUAUCCAUACAACUACAAUGAAAACAAAUAUAAGAUUCACCUUUGUGAUCGUGAAAUUAAUACCAUUCGUACUGUUAUCGUAGCUACGUUCCUUGGCAUCAAGUGAAUCAAACACGGUGUCUUUCUUCACAAGCAGUUAUCAUCCAUUAGAGUUUUGUUCUUCAAUCUCACAGUAGUAGUGGUAUGAUUUUGCUUUUUUUUUUUAACAAGUGUACGUUUUUCAACUAAGACAUCAGCAUACAAGGCAUACAAGGCUUUUAUGGCUUUCAAGGCAUACAAGGCUUUCAUGGCUUUCAAGCGUUCGUGACUCAAUCCGUUCCAAAAAUACUGCCCAGUAACAUCUUUUAGUGUGGAUUGUCUGCGAACAAUAUGACUUGUGCAUGUGUCUGUAAGUAUUUUGAGUGUUUGCGCCAUAUAGCUGUAGGUAAUCAUAAACAAAGAUAUUGUACCUCCAUCAACAAAGCAACAAUCCCAGAACAAAUACAGAAUGGCUGACAAGAGUUUUAUAAGCGAAAAUCUUGUGUUCAUCAUGUGACCCGGCCUUGUCCAUGCAUGACAACGUCAACCAUUGUCAAGAUAACAUGCAUGAUCAGCAUGUGAACACCUCCACCCCCAUUGGAUCACAGUUAGUUAUCAUGGUGUUGAGGGCCCAAUGACCACUGGGUACUAUUGUGAAAUUUUUCCCAUUUUGUGGUGGAGGAAAAAAAAAGAGACAACAAAAACAAAGGCGUUUUAUGACUGGGCUACCACAGGUAUCCCAGUAACGAGAGACUUUUGAAAUUUUUGAAAAGAAGCAAGUAAAUACUCCUUGUGUUAUGCAGUGGAAAGUACUGAUGAAUUACUGUGUGAUCAAAUUUAGUCUUCAGUUUUCUUUCUUAUUAUUGUCUUUGUUUUUGGCUGAUAGAAUAUACUGAAAAGUAAAACAUUAACUGAAUGUUGUUAAUUUCAUUUUGUUUACUUAUUCAUUUAUUUGCUUAUUUAUCUCUUUUCAGCCACUGCCUGAAGAUUCUUGGGAAAGAAUUCAGCUCAACUGGUCUUGGAACAAGUAAUUGUCAUCAGCUUUCUUGUUUAAAAAGAAAUAUUCUGAAAAACUGGAGACUAAGAAAAGUAAAAUAUGCCUUAUGGUGUUCUGUGGG